AAGUAAAAACCACUUAACAGUUGUAUGGUCCCUUUUGCUGAAAGCUAGUCAGGUUUUUUUAAUCAGGUUCAGGUGUGAUGUUGACUGACUUCUAUUUAAUCCCCUCAAGCCUCCCCUCCACUCUUCAUUUCCCACAAUUACUAUCUUUUUCCAAGGAAAAUGGCUCCUUUUGGGUUUCUUUUAGUGGGGUUUCUCUCCAUUGUCUCGUCUGUUCAUGGAUAUUAUGGAGGUUGGAUUAACGCACAUGCCACUUUCUAUGGAGGUGGCGAUGCUUCAGGGACAAUGGGCGGGGCUUGUGGCUAUGGAAACCUCUACAGCCAGGGUUAUGGAGCUAACACAGCAGCACUGAGCACUGCAUUGUUCGACAAUGGUCUGAGCUGCGGGGCUUGUUUUGAGAUCAGAUGUGUGAAUGACCCUAAGUGGUGCCUGCGUGGCUCCAUUGUGGUCACUGCCACUAACUUUUGCCCUCCCGGAGGCUGGUGUGAUCCUCCCAACAAGCAUUUUGAUCUCUCUCAACCUGUCUUCCAGCACAUUGCCCAAUAUAGAGCUGGAAUCGUCCCAGUAAUUUACAGAAGGAUAAGAUGCAGGAAGAGUGGAGGCAUUAGGUUCACCAUCAAUGGCCACUCAUACUUCAAUUUAGUCCUGAUCACCAACGUUGGCGGCGCCGGUGAUGUGCGUUCUGUGGCCAUCAAGGGUUCAAGAACUCGAUGGCAGGCAAUGUCAAGAAACUGGGGCCAAAAUUGGCAGAGUAAUGCUUACCUUGAUGGGCAAAGUCUCUCUUUUCUAGUUACCACAAGUGAUGGUCGCAGAGUGGUUUCUUACAAUGUUGCCCCUGCUGGCUGGUCCUUUGGACAGACAUACAGUGGAGGGCAGUUUAGGUACUAGACACGAUCACACAGCACAGCUACAAGAGUAAGAUAUAUAUAGAUAUAUAUAUAGGGUUAAUAUUUGCUAUGAAUUGGCCCUUCGCUUUCCUAUAAUUGUGAGUUUCUGCAGUCGAUGGCUGGCAUUAGAAUUCGAGCCUCGAGACUGCAUUUUUUUUAAGCAAGAGUGAGUAAUAUGUGCGUCCAGAGGCAGCUGCGAGGACAUUAAAAUACAAAGAGAACUGCAAGUAAAUUAAAAUGUUUGUGGUGACAAAAAAAAAGAGAUAAAAUAAGGCAUUAAUUCUUCUUGCUUGAGUUGAAAGUGUGUGAGGUCACAGUCGUUCACUGUGCCCCAGCUCGUUUGUAUUCAAUCGAUCAGUUAUUAAAUGCACAGGCAAUGUCAUUUGUAACGAAA
Populus trichocarpa (black cottonwood) is the source of this 1278-nucleotide messenger RNA. Its product is annotated as expansin-A10. The transcript has 4 exons. The record is from RefSeq and is a predicted model, not a curated record. The coding region runs from base 160 to 885 and encodes 241 amino acids. Lineage: Eukaryota; Viridiplantae; Streptophyta; Magnoliopsida; Malpighiales; Salicaceae. Gene Ontology annotation, cellular component: extracellular region. Gene Ontology annotation, biological process: plant-type cell wall organization.